Pseudophryne corroboree (corroboree frog) is the source of this 6978-nucleotide messenger RNA. RefSeq names its product ATP binding cassette subfamily B member 7 (gene ABCB7). Gene Ontology annotation, molecular function: ABC-type transporter activity; ATP binding; ATP hydrolysis activity. Lineage: Eukaryota; Metazoa; Chordata; Amphibia; Anura; Myobatrachidae. The record is from RefSeq and is a predicted model, not a curated record. The coding region runs from base 1 to 2394 and encodes 797 amino acids. The transcript has 16 exons. Gene Ontology annotation, cellular component: mitochondrial inner membrane. Gene Ontology annotation, biological process: transmembrane transport; intracellular iron ion homeostasis.
AUGACGGUCACAUGGCGGGGACUGGGUGGGCGGAGCUUUCUAUGCACGUGUGUGCCCGGCUACACUGCUGUGACUAUCCGGCCUCGUCUCUAUGGUGCCGGAGGACUGUCAGAGUCCUACAGCCCUGGUGCUGCUAGCCCCGUGAUCAGGGAUAUGGCGCUGCUCAUGUUGCUCGGUGUGUCCCGGAGGAGGAGGCCGGUGUCACCCUGGGAGUUCAAGAGGCCGCUCAGCUCCUGGUGUCUGGGGGAUGGAAGGCUCAAGGCAAGAAGGCGGCGGAGCAGUGUGGAGCAGAGCCAGGUCCUGCACACACUCCCAAGGCAGACCGCUCGGCAUAUUUGGGGGAAAGACAAUUCAAAGCACCUUUUAGAAGCUGCAAAGGUGCUGUCAGGAUGGCCCUCAUCCCACACAAGAACAUGCUGGCAUGGAAAUGCAGGGGGUAGACUUCAUACAGAUACAAAGCAAGGGCUGAAAGAAGUGGAUUCAAAGAAAAUCUUAAAAGCUAUGUUUUCCUAUGUUUGGCCCAAAGACCAUCCUGAUUUACGAGCAAGAGUUGCCAUAUCCCUGGGGCUUUUAGCAUGUGCAAAGGGUAUGAAUAUAGUGGUGCCCUUCAUGUUUAAAUAUACAGUUGAUAACCUGAAUGAGAUGUCCGGGAAUGUGCUGAAUCUGGCUGAUGCUCCAAAUACUUUGACCACCAUGGCAAUGGCUGUCCUGAUUGGCUAUGGUGUGUCUAGAGCUGGCUCUGCUCUCUUCAAUGAGAUGAGGAACGCAGUGUUUGGAAAGGUGGCUCAGAGCUCCAUCAGGAGGAUUGCAAAAAAUGUUUUCUUACAUCUACACAACCUGGACUUGGGCUUCCACCUAAGCAGACAGACAGGAGCUCUGUCCAAAGCCAUUGAUCGUGGGACAAGAGGCAUCAGCUUUGUGCUAAGUGCUCUCGUGUUUAAUUUGGGACCCACAAUGUUCGAGGUGCUCCUUGUUAGCAGCAUCUUGUAUUACAAAUGUGGAGCCCAGUUUGCACUGGUAACACUGGGAACACUUGGAACGUAUACAGCAUUCACCGUUGGAAUCACACAGUGGAGGACAAAAUAUAGAGUAGAAAUGAACAAAGCUGACAAUGAUGCUGGGAAUGCUGCAAUAGACUCAUUGCUGAAUUAUGAAACUGUUAAGUACUUCAACAAUGAAAAGUAUGAAUCUGAAAAAUAUGAUGGCUAUUUAAAGCGAUAUGAAAACGCCUCUCUAAAAACUAUCUCAACACUAGCAUUGCUAAAUUUUGGACAAAGUGUGAUAUUCAGUGUGGGCCUGACAUCCAUCAUGGUGCUAGCAAGCAAAGGAAUCGUAGCAGGAACUCUAACUAUUGGAGACUUGGUCAUGGUAAACGGGCUGCUCUUCCAGCUUUCUCUGCCUCUAAACUUCCUGGGCACAGUCUACAGAGAAACCAGACAAGCACUGAUUGAUAUGAACACCCUCUUCACUCUUAUGGGUGUAGACACGAAGAUUAAGAACAAAAACUUGGCUCCCCUGCUACUGGUCACCCCCCAGACUGCUACUGUCACCUUUGACGAUGUCUACUUUGAAUAUAUGGAGGGACAGAAAGUCCUAAACGGAGUGUCAUUUGAAGUACCUGCAGGGAAGAAAAUAGCAAUAGUUGGAGGCAGUGGUUCAGGUAAGAGCACCCUGGUCCGACUGCUCUUCCGCUUUUAUGAUCCUCAGAAGGGAAACAUUUAUGUGGCUGGCCAGAACAUUCAAGACGUCAGUCUGGAGAGUUUAAGAAAAGCCAUAGGAGUUGUUCCUCAGGAUGCUGUCCUUUUCCAUAACACACUGUAUUAUAAUUUGUUGUAUGGGAACAUCAAUGCCUCACCAGAAGAAGUGUACCAAGUGGCUAAGCUGGCAGGACUGCAUGAUGCCAUUCUCCGUAUGCCUAAUGGAUACGAUACCCAAGUAGGAGAAAGAGGACUAAAGCUCUCAGGGGGCGAGAAGCAGCGAGUAGCUAUUGCAAGAGCAAUGUUAAAGAACCCACCCAUUCUCCUGUAUGAUGAAGCCACUUCUUCCUUGGACUCCAUAACUGAAGAGAAUAUUCUCAGCUCAAUGCGUAAUAUAGUGCAGCACAGGACCUCCGUGUUCAUCGCUCACAGGCUGUCCACCAUAGUUGAUGCAGAUGAGAUUAUUGUACUAGAUAAGGGUAAAGUAGCUGAGAGGGGGACACAUUUCGGACUCCUGGCCAAUCCUGGAAGCCUGUACUCAGAACUGUGGCACACUCAGAGUAACAGGGUCCUAAACAAUAACCGCGACCACAAGACAGACAAGAGCAGCCAACAAAUCUCUAAAGAGGAGGAAAGAAAGAAACUACAAGAGGAGAUCAUCAACAGUGUUAAGGGAUGUGGCAACUGCUCCUGCUGAGCACAUAUCCCAUCUGCCUGGACCUAAAAGGGUUGUGGCACCAGGGAUCUCAAGAUAUCAACUUUGUAAACUCUGAUUUUUCUUUUCCCCAUAUUAAUUGAUUACUAGGCUCCUGUUCCAUAUAUUGAUUUCCUCAUUUCACCCUUCUAAGCUGUCUUUGUCCAAGUUAUUUAAAUCCACUUCUACCAAAGUUUCCCUUCAGCCAUAGCAAGGGGCAAAGGUCAUCUCAUUCCUGUGUCCAACAAGUGGUCCACUAGUUCAGUGUGUUCGAUAAAUGUCUGCUACUGUACAGCAACUAGCCUUAUAUGAUGUAAAUGGGUUACCAAUAAUGACUUUUGUAUCUUUCAUAAACUACAUUAUAACUACUGAACAUUUUUUUAUAUAUAACCUAAUCUAUCUGUAUCUAGAUUGUAAAUCGUGCAUAUUUGGGGCUUCUUGCAGUAAGUCAGUGUUGGAUUUUGUGUUUCAGUAAGUGUAUCAUUCUAAAAAACACAGUAUUUCUUGUAAGUCUGGCCAAAAUAUAGCAUUUAUAACAGCAUUUUAAUAGUAUUUGACUAGGGCUAACGUACCUGUAGUAGGUAUUCUUCAGGGGUGUGGUUCAUCAAAUCGACAGUAUCUAGGUCGACCACUAUAGGUCGACAGUCACUAGGUCGACAUGGAUGGAAGGUCGACAGGGUUUCUAGGUCGACAGGUCUAAAGGUCGACAUGAGUUUUUUGUGGGUUUUUUGGUGUCGUCUUCUUCGUAGAGUGACCGGGAUCCCAAAUUAGUGCACCGCGUCCCCUCGCAUGGCUCGCUUCGCUCGCCAUGCUUCGAGCAUGGUGCCUUCGCUCCGCUACCGCUUUGCUCGGCACACUUUACCGUUCCAAUCGUAGUCCACGUGGAUCGUUAAGUAUGAAAAAAUUCAAAAAAAGAAAAAAAAAUUGAAAAACUCAUGUCGACCUUUAGACCUGUCGACCUAGCACAUGUCGACCUAGAAACCCUGUCGACCUAGUGACUGUUGACCUAUAGUGGUCGACCUAAACAUUGUCGACCUAGAUACUGUCGAUCUUCAGACCGGAUCCCAUUCUUCAGAUAUGGUUAUACAGACAUGAGAGCGAUGUAGUGGGGGGCGGGGGCUAGAAGAACCAGUAACCAAACUGAGUCUGAGAAUGUUAGCCUAAUCCUACAGGUUUAGGUACAGGUGCAGGUAUGUCUAGAGUGAUAGGCUAUGCCAAUAUGAAGCCAAUCCAUGUAUUUAAACAUUAACUAUGGCACAGAGCAUCCUGUCACACUGGUUGUUUGGUAAUGUGUUAUGCAAACAAGUGGUGUCAUCAGAAUAAUGACAUAAACCAAUAUGAUGGCCUGUCUUUUGAAAGGUAUAUUAGGAUUGCACCUGAUUGGUGGUGCUCCCAGAAAUUCUGUAAUAAUGCAACAUUAAGCUCAUCUUGCUUUCGCAAAUCUAGCUUAUUGUUUGAUAACGUGUGCCUGGAAAGUUUGGAGGAAGCUGUAGCAAAGAGCUAAACGGUAACAGCAGGAAACGCUGGUCAGCACUAUCUGGAGACAUGGGUUUGGUGACACCAGAUGCUGCAUUAGACAAGCUUCUAAGCUUCGUUCUGAUUACAGUAGUUCUCUUAAUAUACAUAAUCAUCUUAAUAAACACUUCAUGCGGUGUAAUAUGUAUUGCUGGAGCACAGAAUUUGGCUCUUAUUGAGCAGCAUUUGCAUGGCACUUACCAAGGGCUAUGUUUAUUUUUCCUCUUUAUUAUGAACCUGCUAUGCUUUUAUGCUGCAAAAAUCAAUAGACCACUAUACAGACAAACCCAGUUUUAUAUAUAUAUAUAUAUAUAUAUUGUCAUAAUAACAUCUGUACUUACACCUAUGUAUAAAGUAUUUCUGACCUGUAAAAUCCUGUUGUUAUUAGGAUAACAGGGUUUAUACAACUGGGGUGUGUAAGGGCCCUUUAGACAGAUAGCUCUGCAUUUUCACGUCUGAAUCUUCUUCAUUCUUUUCUUUCUAUAUUGCUGUGAUCCAAACCGCUCAGAGACAGAAAAUGACCUUAAUCAUUUUAAGUCAUGUAACAUACGUCAAUGAACUUAUAAUGUGAUCUCCAUCUUAAUCCAAGUCCUGAAUCCUUAUUUCCCAGCUGACCUGCUGACAUCUCUCUCGUCUUCAUCCAUUCUUCAUUUUCUUGAUUUGCUUGUCUCCUAAUGCAUGGGACUCCAACCCCUAUGUGCUUAUGUUGGCAAAUGGCCUAAGGAAGAGACUGAUGAGUCCUGUCUAUGUGGCAUGUUUGUUUCUAUCUACACUUUGAUUUAUUUUUUUCUAGAUAAAUGAUCCUGUUUUCUUCUUGUAUGGUGUACUACUAUGUAAGCAUUUCAGUCUUUUCAAAAGAAAAUAUAUAUGAAAAGCUCCUAUCCAUUGCUUCAGAUGUGGAGAAGGCAGACACUUCUCAUGGUGGACUUUAAAGCAAGAUUUAGAGGGAGCUGUACUAAGCAGUGAAAAGAGUGGGGAAGUGAGCCAGUGGAGAAGUUGCCAAUGGCAACCAAUCAUCUUCUCUGUAUAAUGUUAUAGUGGGCAACUUCUCCACUGGCUCACUUGUCCACUCUUUUCACUGCUUAGAACAUCUCUCCCUUUGUGGCCAAAUGAAUGAGCACAAAAUGGAUCUGCUUCCCACUAUUCCAGUCUGGAUAUAGAUGGAGGCUUGUAAUAUUUUCUCUGCUGUGACCGCUUCUGGUUAUUGCACCAAGCUUCUAAUAAGUAUAAACACACCCCUGACAUACUGCUUUGUACUUAGCUGCCCUCUUAUGUGUGGGGAUAACCUAUAACGCAUUCUAUAGAUUUGUGUGUUUUAGCAUCAUUUAAGCCAGAUUCCCUUUUUGCUGUGUUUCUGUGUUUAGAGAAAUCUCGUUGCAUAAUACUUAAUAAAGUAGCCAAUGGUCCCAUUCUAGCUAAUCGUUAUAAAAUACUAUGUUUACAUUUGUUCUAAUUAGAAUAGGUAAUCUCCCUAAUGGUGGCAUCUUUAAUUAUUCAUCUUUGAUUGUGUUUCAUUCAAAGACUCCAAUAAUAUUGAUGUUAUUCUAACACACUGCACUACUAUAAACAUCUAACAAUAACCUACCACACCCUAACAAUCUGUGCUACAGCUUAGAGAUAGACAUCGGAAGCAGCCUUCCGCCACUGAAACUUUCGAUAUGAUGUUAACUAACCAUCACUUCAAAAGAAUGUUGAUGAUUGAAAUGUUGCAAUGGUUCAUGCAUGCGCAGAACCUCAAGUUAGCGCAGUAGUAAUCCAUGGCCAUCCUUGAAGUUAAACAGUUGGAUUCAACUAUUUUAAUAAUGAAUGGCCAUCACUUACACACACAGUUUGAUGGCAGCUGCCAUUGGAAAGCCACCAUUGCAUAGUGGAAACACUACCAUGACAAGAAAGACAUUGGGGGUAAUUCCAAGUUGAUCGCAGCAGGAAUUCUGUUAGCAACUGGGCAAAACCAUGUGCACUGCAGGGGGGGCAGAUAUAACAUGUGCAGAGAGAGUUAGAUUUGGGUGUGGUGUGUUCAAUCUGCAAUCUAAUUUGCAGUGUAAAAAUAAAGCAGCCAGUAUUACCCUGCACAGAAAAAAAAUAACCCACCCAAAUCUAACUCUCUCUGCAAAUGUUAUAUCUGCCCCCCCUGCAGUGCACAUGGUUUUGCCCAACUGCUAAAAAAUGUCCUGCUGCGAUCAACUUGGAAUUACCCCCUUUGAUGGCGAUAAAACAUUAAACAUCGACAAAAACUACAGCUGUCACUUUUUUUUCUUUCUUUUUUUUCUUUUUUUUUUUUUAAGUAUUCAGAGUGUAGAAUAUUUAGCACUUGGAGUGUGCAGUGGUUUAUCAAAAGUAAACUGAAUUAUUAAUAAACACAAAGGAUCAGGAACAGUGUAACCAUCGUUAAAGCUGUCUUCCAUGGGUAAUAUAUGUCCAGUUCUAUACCCAAGUUAAUGCCCUGUGUUCUUAUGGGUGUCUCCUAAGAAGAACAUGAUGUGGAAAGCCUUGUUAUAGUUCAUCAAUGCCAAGAUGUAAGAAAAAAAAAUGCUUUUUUAUUUUCUGAUGAUUUGCAGCACGUGACAAUGCACACAUUCAUCACAUUUGUGAAUUGGAAUCUUGGUGUUCCUGAUACAGAACCCUCUUUUUGGCUAAGCUACAGUGAAGUAUUUCAAAAGGAAUUAUGGAAAGUAACGGCGUACAGAGAAAGUGUUCUGAAUCUUGUCGUAUGCAUAUAUUGUUUUAUCAGACUGUAUUUUAAAAUUAUUUUAUAGACACUGAGCCACGAGCGGUGUUCUGCCUCCAUUUCCACCGGGUACAAUUUGUAAAUUAAAUUACCUCAAUUAUUUAAUAUCUUUAUCUGUUUUUGAGGGGUAUCUAGUUUAAGUUAUUCAACACUUUAUUUUAAAAAGCAAAUAAUAUAUGAUGUACAGGUAGGAUAUGGAAUUGUUUUGGAGGUUUUUGUGUUUUUGCUUUUAAUGCUGCUAAAACUUGAUAAUUUAGAUACGACUAGGCGUUUUUAACAAAACUUCUAAUGUAUGUAUAAAAGUGUACAUAGAAUUGUUCUUGAAUAAAUGCCUUUGAAUAAUA